AUGAGCCUAAAGGAAAUAUCCAUGUAUAAUGUUGACUGUGCAGUGAGAAAGACAUCCAGGUGUGUGAUUGGUGAACAUGUGGAGAGUGUGUAUUUCUGUAUGGAGGGUAGGAGUUGUGUGGGGGUGAUGUGUUGGUGUGUGGAGAAUUAUUUCACCAACUGUAUAGGUACAUAUUUCUUCUGGGAAACCAGUGACUUCCAGGAAAGGCUGGAUGGCAACCAAGAAAGAUUGGUGACGCUGGAUAGACAGAUGACAUCCAGGAACAGACUGGUAUCUGGGCACUACGGGUUGGCAGCCCAAGGAGCAUCAGCAGAAGUAAAGUGCCAGUGCGGAAAGGUGUGUAAGAACAUCCGGGGAUUGAGGAUUCAUCAAGCAAGGGUGAAGUGCAGACUUGUGGAGUUACAGACGCAGCGCUCAGAAGUAAUUUCUGGUGAGACGCAGGAGGACCCCAGCCAGGAGGCACCCCAUAGUGUUGGGGACCUCUCUGCUUCGGUUUCGUCACAGGUCAGCCAUUCAGACUUGAGUGAUACAAACCACGACCAGGGUGUUCAAGCACAUCCAACACAGCCAGCACGAAGGUUGAGGAUAGAGUGGCCAAAGAUGAACAACAAUGAAGCUUGGAGAAGUUUAGAUGCUGACUUACAUACCAUCCUAGAGUCGGCUCUAAUGGGAAGCGUAGAAAGGAAGGUUGAGGCAAUGGGAACUUUCAUCUACACAUUCUGCAAGGAACGAUUUGGAUUAGGAGGAAAGCAGAGAAAUCCUAAGAACGUAAUUAUCCCGAAUAGAAGACAGGAUAACAUCCAACGACUCAGGCGAGAACUGAAAGCAGUCACACGACAGUACAGGAGGGCAAGUGAUAUAGAGAGGAUAGGAUUACAUCAGCUGCGGGACGACAUCAGGGAGAACUUGGCAAGACUCAGGAAAGCAGAGCAGGUUAAGAAGGCAAGGAAGGAUAGAGCAAGGAAGAGGGAGUCCUUUAUCAAGGACCCUUAUUCUUUUACAAAGACUCUGCUGGGAGGGGAAAGAUCAGGCCGUUUGAAUAGUUCAACAGCAGAUAUUGAGCAACACCUGAGGGAAACGCACGGAGAUGAAGAUAGGGGCAUUCCACUUGGGAACUGUCCACGGAUAGAAGCAGAGGAGCCGCCAGAGUUUCCGCUUGACACCAAGGAACCAACUUGGAAGGAGAUCCAAGAUGUUGUUAAGAAGGCAAGAACUGGUUCAGCUCCAGGCCCAAGUGGAAUUCCUUAUAAAGUGUAUAAGAAGUGCCCACGGCUUUUGAGGAGACUAUGGCAGUUACUGAGGAAAGUGUGGAAGAAGGGGAAGAUACCACCAUGUUGGCAGAAGGCAGAGGGAUGUUUUGUUCCAAAGGAGAAGGACUCAAAACACAUCGGGCAGUUCAGGACAAUUUCCUUGCUGAGUGUUGAAGGCAAGAUUUUCUUUGCAGUAUUGGCAAGAAGGAUGACAUCAUACAUGAUGACCAAUGGAUACAUUGACACAUCAGUACAGAAAGGAGGUAUCCCAGGCUUUUCAGGUUGUGUGGAGCAUACCAGUGUGCUCAGCCAACUAAUCAGAGAGGCCAAGUCCAGCCGAGGGAAUCUGACAGUAGUGUGGCUAGACCUGGCAAACGCAUACGGAUCAAUACCACAUGAGCUGAUUGAAGUAGCCCUACAACAUUACUUUAUCCCGGAGCAUAUACAGGGAAUAGUACGAAGCUACUUCAGUGGAAUCCAGGUGCGCUUUACUGUCGGGGAGGAUACAACAUCCUGGCAAAACAUGGAGAAAGGAAUAGUGACAGGAUGUACCAUAUCAGUCAUUCUAUUUGUCAUGGGGAUGAAUCUUAUCAUCAAGGCAGCAGGACGGGAAACCAGGGGGCCCAGGACAGAAUCAGGAAUCUACCAACCAUCGAAUCGAGGUUUUAUGGAUGACCUGACUGUGACUACCACCACACAUGUCCAAGCAAGAUGGGUUCUGUCUGCAUUGGAGGAGGUAGUCUCAUGGGCGAGGAUGAAAUUCAAGGCAAGAAAAUCAAGGUGCAUGAUAAUGAGGAAGGGACGACUGACACAACAGUUCAAGCUGAAAGUACAAGGAGAAGAGAUCCCAUCAAUUGCGGACAACCCAAUCAAGUGCCUAGGAAAGUGGUUUGAUGCAUCACUGAAAGAUACCAGCAACAUCAGCAGCAUGCAGAAGCAGGCAAUUGAGUGGAUGAGGAAGAUUGACAAGUCAGGCCUGCCAGGAAAGUUCAAGGCAUGGAUCUUCCAACAUGGACUGCUGCCGAGACUCAUGUGGCCCCUGAUGCUAUAUGAGGUCCCUUUGACAACAGUGGAAGGACUGGAAAGAUCCAUCAGCAGCUACCUGCGGAGGUGGCUUGGAGUCCCGCCCAGUUUCUCCAGCAUUGGGCUCUACAGCCGGACAUCAUCACUGCAACUCCCACUGUCAUCGUUGGUGGAGGAGUUCAAGGUAACAAAGGCCAGACUAGUGAUGACGCUGCGAGAUUCAAAGGACGUGAAGAUAAGAAAUGCAGGAAUCCAGACUAGGACAGGAAGGAAAUGGUCUGCAAGCCAGUCUGUGGAGCAGGCCGAGGGCGCUCUCAAGCACCGGGACAUCGUCGGAGCAACCUGCUCAGGCCGGCAAGGGUUGGGGACAACCCAUUUUCAGACGUGGGAAGGAUCAGAUGAUAAGGAGAAAAGAUCUCUGGUACAGGGAGAAAUCCGCAGAGAAGAAGAAGGGACCAGGAAAGCAAGGGCAGUGGAAAUGGGCUCUCAAGGAGCAUGGACGAAAUGGAAGCUGCCGGAGCGAAAACUUACAUGGACAGACCUGUGGCGCUAUGAACCAUUGAGGAUCCAGUUCCUGUUGCGGUCAGUAUAUAACACUUUACCAUCGCCAGCGAACCUUCAUCUGUGGGGACUAGUCGAAGAGCCAAAGUGUCAGCUAUGUCAAGAACGUGGGACCAUGGGCCAUAUCCUUUCGGCAUGCAAGACAGCGCUAACACAGGGACGAUACCGGUGGAGACAUGACCAGGUGCUUCGGGAAUUGGCAGAUGUUCUCGAGGUGGAAAGGAAGAAGAAGAGACCACCUCGUAAGCACAAACCAUCCUUCAUCCGGUUUGUAAAAGCAGGGGAGAAGGAGACGAAAGCAACAUCAGGCAACACUGGCAUUCUGGAAGGGGCAGAGACAUGGGAGAUGAGAGUUGACCUGGGGAAGAAAUUGGUGUUUCCGGACGUCGUACAGACAACGCUACGUCCGGAUGUGGUGAUAUGGUCUGCCGAAUCCAGGCAGAUUAUAGUCAUCGAGCUGACUGUGCCCUGGGAGGAGCGGUGCGACCAGGCCAAUGAGAGAAAGAGAGCCAAGUAUACGGAGCUCAUGGAACAAUGUAGGGAGCGAGGGUGGCGUACUUGGCUGUUUCCUGUGGAGGUCGGAUGCAGAGGGUUCCCGGCACGCUCAGCCUGGAAGACAUUGCAGGCUGUGGGAUUAGUUGGAAAGACACGCAAGACGGCGGUGCGCAGGCUAGCAGAGGCUGCCGAGCGCGCAUCAUGCUGGUUGUGGAACAGACGGGAGGAGAAAGACUGGAAGCCAUCCAUUGACGGGCAGUGA
Mizuhopecten yessoensis (Yesso scallop) is the source of this 3591-nucleotide messenger RNA. RefSeq lists its product as uncharacterized. The coding region runs from base 1 to 3591 and encodes 1196 amino acids. The record is from RefSeq and is a predicted model, not a curated record. The transcript has 3 exons. NCBI's taxonomy places the organism in Eukaryota, Metazoa, Mollusca, Bivalvia, Pectinida, Pectinidae.